Messenger RNA from Megalops cyprinoides (Indo-Pacific tarpon), 2920 nucleotides. RefSeq names its product zinc finger X-chromosomal protein-like. The record is from RefSeq and is a predicted model, not a curated record. Gene Ontology annotation, biological process: regulation of transcription by RNA polymerase II. NCBI's taxonomy places the organism in Eukaryota, Metazoa, Chordata, Actinopteri, Elopiformes, Megalopidae. Gene Ontology annotation, cellular component: nucleus. The coding region runs from base 189 to 2402 and encodes 737 amino acids. Gene Ontology annotation, molecular function: metal ion binding; RNA polymerase II cis-regulatory region sequence-specific DNA binding; DNA-binding transcription factor activity, RNA polymerase II-specific. The transcript has 8 exons.
CUCCGACAGAUUCGGCCCCUCCCUCCCUGAGCUUCAGCGGCCCGCCCCACCAGCGCGAACUCCCGAUUGAGUUUUGCCCGAGUCUGGGGGAACCUGGACGGCCUGGGAAAGCGUCAGAAAGACAGAGGGCCGUCCCGUAAUUUAGCUACCGAUUUCUGGACUGCACACACAGAUGCGGUGUCAAGAGGAUGGACGACGAUGUAACAGGGCUGCAACUCCAUUCUCAAGAGCCCAAGAUCAUAUUCCACGAAUCAGAUGAGGGGGAUGCCCGGGGGGAGGAGAUUCUGGUGGAGCUCCAGGAGACGGUCUUCGUGUCGGAGGUGGACGGGGAGGAGGUGGCGGUGCAUGGCUUCACCCCAGAGGAGCUGGUGAUCCAGGACGCCAUCGAGGACGUGGUGACCGAGUAUGUGCAGUGUGCUGAUGAGGAGGAGGUUGCCAUAGAGACCUGUGUGAUGUCACUGGAGGGGGCAGAAGAGGGGCUGCAGGUGGACGUCGUCCCUGAAGAGGUGCUGGUGGCGGACUGCCCAGCCCAGGGAGAGAUUGACCAUGAGCAGGACCAGGAUACCUGUGGGGACUACCUGAUGAUCUCUCUCGAUGAGCCGGAUCAGAUGGUGCAGAGCAAUGAUGCAGAGGUCACUGCUGAAGGUGGUGUGGAUGACCAGGGGAAGGAGGAGGACGGUCAGGAGGUCAUCAAGGUGUACAUCUUCAAGGCUGAUUCUGAGGAGGACGACUUGGGUGGCACCGUGGACAUCAGUGAGAGCGUGAUGGAGUGUGAACAGGGUGUGGGCCUGCCAGACCCCUCAGGGCGAUCCCACAGAGAAAAGAGGGUGUACAUGUCUAUGAGUGAAGCGCGUCAUCAGCAGGAGGAUCUUGGUGUUUCGAAGAUUGCUGAUGAGGUGUACAUGGAGGUUGUGGUAGGAGGGGAGGAGGCAGUAAAUCAAGACCGUUCAUAUGACAACACUGCUCUUAGCAAGGACUUUAUGCCUGUGGCCUGGGCUGCCGCCUAUGCAGGAGCGGAGGAGAGCGAGGGCUGUGAGAACAGGAACGGAGCAGCGAGCGCUCUGCUGCACAUCGAUGAAUCUGGCUCGGAUGCUGGCGGCGUCAACAAGACCAUCAAGCAGCGCAGCAAGAGGCGGAGCGAGCCCUGCCAAAUCCAGACAGCAAUCAUCAUCGGGCCAUAUGGCCAGCCCCUGACCGUGUACCCUUGCGUUCUCUGCGGCAAGAAGUUCAAGUCGCGCGGCUUCCUGAAGCGCCAUACCAGGAACCACCACCAGGAGGUGCUGAACAGGAAGAAGUACCAGUGCACCGACUGCGACUUCACCACCAACAAGAAGGCCAGCCUGCACAACCACAUGGAGGUGCACACGCAGAGCAGCAAGGCCCCCUUCGAGUGCGAGGAGUGCGGCAAGGAGUUCCACCAGCAGUCGGCGCUCUACUCCCACCAGCUGCAGCAGUGCACCCCCAAGGGCCAGGCCGCCACCAAGAUGCACAAGUGCAAGUUCUGUGACUACGAGACGGCCGAGCAGGGGCUGCUCAACCGCCACCUGCUGGCCGUCCACAGCAAGAACUUCCCGCAUAUUUGCGUGGAGUGCGGCAAGGGCUUCCGGCACCCCUCGGAGCUGAAGAAGCACAUGCGCACGCACACGGGCGAGAAGCCCUACUGCUGCCUCUACUGCGACUACAAGUCGGCGGACUCCUCCAACCUCAAGACGCACGUGAAGACCAAGCACAGCAAGGAGAUGCCCUACAAAUGUGAGCGCUGCUUCCAGACCUUCCCCGAGGCAGAGGAGCUGCAGCAGCACAUGCUGACGCACGACGAGGCCAAGACCCACCAGUGCGUCCACUGCGAGCACAAGAGCUCCAACUCCAGUGACCUGAAGCGACACAUCAUUUCCGUGCACACCAAGGACUACCCGCACAAGUGCGCCACCUGUGGCAAGGGCUUCCACCGGCCGUCCGAGCUGAAGAAGCACGCCGCCUCGCACCGGGCCUCGCACUCCGCCUCCCACCACGCCAAGAAGCUCCACCAGUGCCGCCACUGCAGCUUCAAGAUCGCCGACCCCUUCGUGCUCAGCCGCCACAUCCUGUCGGUCCACACCAAGGAGCAGCAGGCGUUCGCGGACAAGGGCGGCAAGAGGACCGUGGUUGGGGCGCCGGGGGUUGGGGGGAAGAAGGGUGUGAUCAAGGGCGGGGCCAAGGUGCACCGGGAGAGGCGGGUGUACCAGUGCCAGUACUGUGACUACAGCACGGGCGACGCGUCGGGCUUCAAGCGGCACGUCAUUUCGAUUCACACCAAGGACUAUCCGCACCGCUGCCAGUUUUGCACGAAGGGCUUCCGCCGGCCCUCCGAGAAGAACCAGCAUAUCAUGCGCCACCACAAAGACAUGGUGCAGACGGAGUGAGCAGACUGGAGCCCACACGCUGACCCGCGCCCGCCGCUCUAGCGUUAAUGGCAUUAAUGCACACCUACCGUAUAUCCAUCGCCCCUAGUGCUAAUGGCAUUGAUGCACUGGCAUAAAUGCAGCCUCAAGAAGAGGCCUCUCCUGUGGAACUGUAACAGCCAGCCCUGUAUGUGUGCGCGUGUGUGUAUGCGUGUGUGUGUGUGCGUGCACGCGUGUGACUGGGCGUAUAUUUGUGCGCGUGCAUUUGGCAUUUGGACCCCAGGUGGCUCCAGAGGGAUCAUGCCUGCCGAACACCAGGUCAGGACCCCUGGGUGUGCUCUCAGUGCUGAAUCGUCAUAAAUUCUGUCUUCCUGAUUGUUUUGUGUUCAUUUACAGUAUACUUUUUUGCAACAAAAAAAAAAUAAAAUUGUAUAAAUGAUAAGGCUAAUGGAAUCAGGGGAAUUGCCCUGGAUAGUCUUGCACUUUAGCUAUGGGACCCCCUGCAGGUGGGAGUGUGUAUGGCAGGACAUGCCACAUGC